AUGAGCUAUCCUUCAGCUUCUAGAGAAUCUUCAGUGACGGUAGCUGUUAGAGUGAGACCAUUUACACAAUCAGAAUCAGCACAUCUAGUGGUAAAUAAAGAAGAACAAGUAUUUUUGGGAGAUGGUGCGCUAACUUUUAAUGAUAAUGCUGAAAAGGAAAACAAAUAUAGACCAAAAAGAUAUGCUCCAAAGGGACUAAGGAAAAUCGUUGAUGUCGUUGAUGAUAGAAUGUUAAUUUUCGAUCCACCUGAAAAUAGUCCACUAGCAAAUUUAUCAAAAAAUGUCUCAAAUCAUGGGAAAAGAACAACAAGAUUUAGAGAACAUCGUUUUGUAUUUGAUAAAUUGUUUGAUGAAGGAACCUCACAAGAAGAUGUUUAUUAUAAUACAACUAGACCUCUAUUGGAUAGUGUUUUAGAUGGGUUCAAUGGUACAGUGUUUGCAUAUGGUGCUACGGGGUGUGGUAAAACUCAUACAAUUAGUGGGACAUUAGAAGAACCAGGUAUCAUUUUCUUAACUAUGAAGGAAUUAUUUGAAAGAAUUGAUGAUUUGAAAGAUACCAAACUGAUUGAUGUUUCACUUUCAUACCUGGAAAUUUAUAAUGAAACUAUUAGAGAUUUGAUGCAACCUGAUAAUGGCGGUAAGCUGUUAACAUUAAGAGAGGAUGCCAGUAAGAGGAUAAACGUUGGGAAUCUUACAAGUCAUAAACCUCAAUCAGUCGAAGAUGUCAUGGAUAUGAUUAUCAUUGGGAAUAGAAAUAGAACCAGCUCUCCAACUGAAGCCAAUGCAACAUCUUCAAGAUCUCAUGCUGUUUUACAAAUCAACGUUACACAGAAGAAUAGAACUGCUGAUGUUAAGGAAGAUCAUACUUUUGCAACUUUAUCAAUUAUUGAUCUUGCUGGUAGUGAAAGAGCUGCUGCUACAAAGAAUAGGGGUGAACGUUUACACGAAGGUGCGAACAUUAACAAAUCAUUACUCGCUUUGGGUAACUGUAUCAACGCAUUAUGUGACGCUAGAAGAAGAAAUCACAUACCAUAUAGAGACUCAAAAUUGACUAGAUUGUUGAAGUUUUCAUUAGGUGGUAAUUGUAAAACAGUGAUGAUUGUUUGUAUUAGUCCUUCAAGUCACCAUUAUGAUGAAACAUUGAAUACAUUGAAGUAUGCUGAUAGAGCUAAAGAAAUCAAGACAAAGGUUUCAAGAAACCAACAUUCUUUGAAUAGGCAUGUUGGUUCUUAUUUGAAAAUGAUAACUGAACAAAAGCAAGAGAUUGAAGAACUUAGAAAUAGAGAAAGUGUUGUUGUUGGACAAGCUGUUGAAAGGUACAAGGCCAAGAAAGAAAGGGUACAGAUUGGAAUGCUUGAGUUUCUUGAUACCUUGAAGCAAAAUUUGAAUUCUAAAAAAUUUCAACACUUAAAACUGAAGAAGUCAUCUAUAUUGUGCAAAAGAAAGUUACUAAUACUGCAACGUGGGGAAUUACAAAAAUAUUUGAAAAAUAUUCAAUCAUUAGAGGAUCCAAUAUCUGAAUUUGAAAAUGGAUAUCAAGCUAUUGAAAAUCUGGUGGGUAAAUUGAGCACAAAAAUUGAGGAAUUGGAGCAGUUAUAUGAUGAGGAAAGUGAAUUGGAUAUCAUACUGUCAGGAUCUGCUAAUAGUGGUAUAAGGAAGCUUGGUGAAUUAGAAGCUUGGUCAAAUUAUGAUAAGAUAACAUUGGAUACCACAUUGACUCUUAUGAAAGACUCUGUUGAAAGAACCAUUCUAUAUAAUGCAUCAAUGGCUUUUGAUAGAAUUUUAUCUUCU
This is a messenger RNA of Hansenula anomala, 1791 nucleotides long. RefSeq names its product tubulin-dependent ATPase KIP3 (gene KIP3). The annotation marks the transcript as partial. The transcript has a single exon. Gene Ontology annotation, biological process: microtubule-based movement. Gene Ontology annotation, molecular function: ATP binding; microtubule motor activity; microtubule binding. NCBI's taxonomy places the organism in Eukaryota, Fungi, Ascomycota, Saccharomycetes, Phaffomycetales, Wickerhamomycetaceae. The record is from RefSeq and is a predicted model, not a curated record.